Molecule: messenger RNA, 5843 nt
Organism: Branchiostoma belcheri (Belcher's lancelet)
Lineage: Eukaryota; Metazoa; Chordata; Leptocardii; Amphioxiformes; Branchiostomatidae
Exons: 32
Coding region: 81-5843 (1920 amino acids)
Source: RefSeq, a predicted model, not a curated record
GUCUGUCAGGGCGGGUCCUCCGCGUCACAUCGUCUGUCGCACCGCAGACUACAGUACUGUGACUUCAGCGGAGUCCAGGCAUGCGCACCAUGGGGUGGGCCCUCAGGGUCCUCCUGGCGGCUAUCGUCUGCACUGCAGCAGAAGAGUCGUCUGUUGACAUCGACAAAAAUAACAUCGAUGAAGAGUUGAGUGACGACUUGAGGAAAGAGUUACGAGCUUUUUCUGCUGGAGGUGUGGCAGGCGGAGGCUUCUCUGGAAGUGGAGCAGCCGGUCCGAAGUACAUCAGCCUGGGCUGUUGGAAAGACAGCAGCAACCGAGCCAUCGCCACACUAGAGGGGACAGACGAACGGCUAGACGGGUCUUACACCGCCCGUGCUAACGCCAUCGAGAAGUGCUACCAGGUGGCCAAGUCUCGCGGGUUCUCCGUCUUCGCGGUCCAAAAUGGCGGCCAGUGUUUUGGCUCUGCUACUGCCCUGAGCACCUACCGGAAGCACGGGCCCUCAGCGGGAUGUCAGAAAGAUGGGGAAGGGGGAGGCUGGGCGAACGAAGUCUACCUCAUAACAGAUGCUCCAAUAGCUUUGCCAGUGGGAUAUGUUCACAAGCCGUACUUCAGUAUCGGCUGUUGGAGGGACACAGGAAAUCGCGCCAUCCCUACUCUGGAGGGGACAGACGCACGGUUAGACGGCAGCUAUACCGCACGCGCCGACGCCAUCAACAAGUGCUACCAGGUGGCCAAGUCAAAAGGCUUCAGUGUGUUCGCGGUCCAAAAUGGCGGCUGGUGUGCCGGAUCUGCUGACGCCCUUAGUACUUACAAGAAGUACGGACCCUAUACAACAUGCCGAGACGACGGGGAAGGGGGAGCCUGGGGAAAUGAGGUUUAUCUCAUUUCAGAUGUUUUCAGUCCAAGCAAAGGAGGUGGAGAGGUGGCCAAAUCCGCUGGUCCAAAGUACUUCAGCCUGGGCUGUUGGAAAGACACCAGCGACCGAGCCAUCACGAUGUUAGAGAAGACAGACGAACGACUGGACGGGGCUUACGCCUCCCGUGCUAACGCCAUCGAAAAGUGCUACCAGGUGGCCAAGUCUCGUGGGUUUUUCAUCUUCGCGGUCCAAAAUGGCGGCGAGUGUUUUGGCUCUGCUACUGCCCUGGGCACCUACCGGAAGCACGGACCCUCGUCGGGAUGUAAGUCCGAUGGAGAAGGAGGAGCCUGGGCUAACGAAGUCUACUUCAUAACAGGCGUCGCAGUAACUUUGCCUGAGGGAUAUGUUCCCAAGCCGUACAUCAGCCUCGGCUGUUGGAGGGACACAGGAAAUCGCGCCAUCCCUACUCUGGAGGGGAAAGACGCAAAGUUAGACGGCAGCUAUACCGCACGUACCCUCGCCAUUAGCAAGUGCUACCAGGUGGCCAAGUCGAAAGGCUUCCGUAUCUUUGCGGUCCAAAAUGGCGGCUGGUGUGCCGGGUCUGCUGACGCCUGGAGAAGCUACAAUAAGUACGGACCCUAUACAACCUGCCAGAAGGACGGGGAAGGGGGAGCCUGGGGAAAUGAGGUCUAUCUCAUCUCAGAUGUGGUCGCUUCAAACAAAAACGAAAAAUGCCAGGUGGAAAACGGGGUAAGCUACCGGGGAACCGUUUCUGUGACCGCAUCAGGCAAGACGUGUCAGAACUGGAACAGUCAGACGCCACACAAGCACACCAAGACACCUGAUAGUUACCCAACAUCUGGUCUUGAGAACAACAACUACUGCCGGAAUCCCGACGGCAAAGACGGAGUUUGGUGCUACACCACGGAUGCCGGCACGGAAUGGGAGAAGUGUAACGUACCAGUAUGUGCCGGUCCGAAGUACAUCAGCCUGGGCUGUUGGAAAGACAGCAGCAACCGAGCCAUCGCCCAACUAGAGGGGACAGACGAACGGCUAGACGGGUCUUACAGCGCCCGUUCUGAUGCCAUCGAGAAGUGCUACCAGGUGGCCAAGUCUCGUGGGUUUUUCGUCUUCGCGGUCCAAAAUGGCGGCGAGUGUUUUGGCUCUGCUACUGCCCUGAGCACCUACCGGAAGCACGGGCCCUCGUCGGGAUGUAAGUCCGAUGGAGAAGGAGGAGCCUGGGCGAACGAAGUCUACCUCAUAACAGGCGCCACCAAAACAUUGCCUGUUGGAUAUGUUCACAAGCCGUACUUCAGUAUCGGCUGCUGGAGGGACACAGGAAAUCGCGCCAUCCCUACUCUGGAGGGGACAGACGAUCGGUUAGACGGCAGCUAUACCGCACGCGCCGACGCCAUCGACAAGUGCUACCAGGUGGCCAAGUCAAAAGGCUUCCGUAUCUUUGCGGUCCAAAAUGGCGGCUGGUGUGCCGGGUCGGCUACCUUCGCCCACAGUACCCACAAGAAGUACGGGCCCUAUACAACCUGCAAGGACGACGGGGAAGGGGGAGCCUGGGGAAAUGAGGUUUAUCUCAUCUCAGAUGCUUUGACCGGAGGAGGUUCUCCUAAAGGACCAUCAGGUGCGUGGCUGCGGAGGGACCCGUCCUGGGUUGUGGACUCCGCCGGCACACCAUGGAAGAAUGGAGGAAAGACAUACGAUGCCGCCAAAGCCUUGGAUGGGGACACUACGACCUUCUGGAACCCCAUUAACACCAGAAGGAACUUCAACAACUGGUACAUCGUGCUGGAUCUCAAGGCGCCCCACACUCUCUCACAAAUCGCGGUACAGAGCUUCGGAGACACCACGCACGACGUAAAAGCCUUCAAGCUGCAAAAGUCGCAGAGUGGGAGUCCGUACAACUGGGAAGACGUCAAGUCCUUUGUACCUGUUUCCACAGGAUAUGUUCCCAAGCCGUACUUCAGCCUCGGCUGUUGGAAGGACACAGGAAAUCGCGCCAUCGCUACUCUGGAGGGGGCAGACGCACGGUUAGACGGCAGCUAUCCCGCACGCGCCAACGCCAUCGACAAGUGCUACCAGGUGGCCAAGUCAAAAGGCUUCAGUGUGUUCGCAGUCCAAAAUGGCGGCUGGUGUGCUGGAUCUGCUGACGCCCUUAGUACCUACAAGAAGUACGGGUCUUAUACAACCUGCAAAGCCGACGGGGAAGGGGGAGCCUGGGGAAAUGAGGUUUAUCUCAUCUCAGACGUUUUGGCGGGAGCAGGCUCGCCUAAAGGAGGAUCAGGUGCGUGGCUGCGGAGGGACCCGUCCUGGGCUGUGGACUCCGCCGGCACUCCAUGGAAGAAUGGAGGAAAGACAUACGAUGCCGCCAAAGCCUUGGAUGGGGACACUACGACAUUUUGGAACCCCAUUAACACCAGAAGGAACUUCAACAACUGGUACAUCGUGCUGGAUCUCAAGGCGCCCCACACUCUCUCACAAGUCGCGGUACAGAGCUUCGGAGACACCACGCACGACGUGAAGGCCUUCAAGCUGCAAACGUCGCAAAGCGGGAGUCCGUACAACUGGGAGGACGUCAAGUCCGUCGGUAACGUGCAGAAAGGGAACAAGCGCCAGGAGUUCGGCGGGUUCCAUGGAACAGCGCGGUACUGGAGGUUCGUCGUUACUCAGACCCACUCGGGCUGGCAGCCAUAUCUCAGAGAACUGGACUUGUUCGGAAGCAGGGCAGGAGGAGGCUUUUCUGCCGGAGGUUCUGGAGGGGGAGGCUUCUCUGCCGGAGGCUUGUCUGGAUCAGGAGCAGCUGCAUGGCUGCGGAGGGAUCCGUCCUGGGCUGUGGACUCCGCCGGCACACCAUGGAAGAAUGGAGGAAAGACAUACGACGCCGCCAAAGCCUUGGAUGGAGACACCACGACCUUCUGGAACCCCAUUAACACCAGAAGGAACUUCAACAACUGGUACAUCGUGCUGGAUCUCAAGGCGCCCCACACUCUCUCACAAAUCGCGGUACAGAGCUUCGGAGACACCACGCACGACGUGAAGGCCUUCAAGCUGCAAAAGUCGCAAAGUGGGAGUCCGUACAACUGGGAGGACGUCAAGUCCGUCGGUACCGUGCAGAAAGGGAACAAGCGCCAGGAGUUCGGCGGGUUCCAGGGAACAGCGCGGUACUGGAGGUUCGUCGUCACUCAGACCCACUCGGGCUGGCAGCCAUAUCUCAGAGAACUGGACUUGUACGGAAGCAGAGUAGGAGGAGGCUUUUCUGGCGGAGGCCUGUCUGGAUCAGGAGCAGCUGCAUGGCUGCGGAAGGACCCGUCCUGGGUUGUGGACUCCGCCGGCAGACCAUGGAAGAGUGGAGGAAAGACAUACGACGCCGCCAAAGCCUUGGAUGGGGACACCACGACCAACUGGAACCCACAAGACCUCGCCCGCCACUUCAACAACUGGUACAUCGUGCUGGAUCUCAAGGCGCCCCACACUCUCUCACAAAUCGCGAUCAACAACUUCGGAGACACCGCGCACGACGUUAAAGCCUUCAAGCUGCAAAAGUCGCAGAGUGGGAGUCCGUACAACUGGGAGGACGUCAAGUCCGUCGGUAACGUGCAGGUAGGGACGAACAAGCGCCAGGAGUUCGGCGGGUUCCAUGGAACAGCGCGGUACUGGAGGUUUGUCGUCACUCAGACCCCCGCUGGCUGGCAACCAUGGCUUAAAGAGCUGGACUUCUACGGUAUCAGAGCAAGCGCUGCAAAAGAAACCGUGACCGAAGUUGCCGAAGACGUUGGAGCAGGUCUUGGAGCAGGUCUUGGAGCAGGUGCCGGAGCAGGUGCCGGAGCAGGUGCAGGAGCAGGCGCCGGAGCAGGCGUUGGAGGGGGCGUUGGAGAAGGAGCCGUUGGAGAAGGAUCAGGUUCCUGGCUGGCUUUGAGCCUGCCUAGCGGUAGCAUCACCUCGGCAGGCACUCACGGAGCGAACAGCGGCCCUGCCACGGUGCUGGACGGAAACCCCAACACGUACUGGAGCCCACAAAACCUGCCGAGGAACCACAACAACUGGUGGAUCGUCUUCGACUUCCAGAAGGUCUACACCCUCUCCGGCUUUAAAAUCCAGAACUUCGGAGACACCACGCACGACGUCACUAACUUCAAGCUGGAGACGUCCGACGACAAGUCCACCUGGACACAGGUGUUCUCCACCGGCAGCGUGCGCGCAGGUGUGAAGACGACGCAGCCGUUUGGCGGGUUUUACGGCAGCGGACGCUACUGGAGGUUCACGGUCACGAAAACGACGACUGGCUGGCAGCCAUACGUCACCGGGCUCAAGUUCUAUGGUGUCGAAGGGAAACCCAACUACAAGACUCUGUCCACAUCCAUGCGCAUGACUUCCGCUGGCUCGCCGGGUGCACAGAACGGCCCUGACAAAGUCGUGGACGGAAACCCCAACACGUACUGGAACCCGCAAGGCCUGCCCAUGAACCACAACAACUGGUGGAUCAUCUUCGACUUCCAGAAGGUCUACACCCUGUCUGCGAUCCAGAUCACCAACUACGGGGACACCACGCACGACGUCACGGCCUUCAAGCUGGAGGCGUCUGACGACAAGGUGACUUGGAAGCCGGUGUACUCCACCACGGGCGUCAGGCCAGGGACGAACCAACCGCAGAUGUUCGGCGGCUUCUCCGGAACGGGCCGCUACUGGCGCUUCACGGCCACCAGGACAGCAUCGGGAAGCCAGCCCUACCUAGUCGGCCUCAUGUUUUACACCAUCAGUCGUGAGGUAACUCCGACGCAUUUCAAAGUGGUCGGCAUCCCGAAGACGGUGGCAGAGGCAAAAGAGUACUGUAGGACCGAGGAGAAGGGGCACCUUGCCGACAUGAAGAGUCAAUUACUGCUCGACUUCCUGAUACCGACAAUUAACGAGGUCGGAGGCAACAAGAACUACUGGGUCGGACUUCACGAUACCACGGUAAGAUUCAUGUUAGGCUGA